This is a messenger RNA of Zea mays, 1374 nucleotides long. RefSeq lists its product as uncharacterized. The record is from RefSeq and is a predicted model, not a curated record. NCBI's taxonomy places the organism in Eukaryota, Viridiplantae, Streptophyta, Magnoliopsida, Poales, Poaceae. The transcript has a single exon. Bases 706 to 1200 code for a protein of 164 amino acids.
CCGACUCGCGCGGCCUCAUGGCCGGCCAGGCGAUCUCGCGCGGCUGCAGGUUAACGAAAACUGAGAUGUGGUUACUCACUAGUCACUACUACAACAAUUACCUUAAAAAAAUAAAAAUAAAAAAACCGUCCGGCCUUGUGUGUGUGUGUGUGUGUUUUUUUGACUGCUUCGGUCAGUCUGUGUCCGGCAUUGCGUUGCACUGUUCAAGGUGGCAAACGGACCCUUUCACGAAACAAAGACCACGGGAAAAGAACCCGACACGCGCAACCUUUACGACAGAUGUGGAACCAAUACCAACCAUACACCCCCGGCCGCCGCCGGCAUCGUUUCUUUCCUCCAUCUUCUUCUUGUUCUUCUUCCAGACCUGGUCAUCAGGCCAGGCGACGGGUGGCAGGAAGGCGGGGAUAAGACCAAGCGGACAAGGCAGGUGCCGGCUAGCUAUUACUAGAACCACCAAACCAUCGAAAUCUUCUCUGCCCAAUCGCGCGCGUGGUAAUACUAAUCCUCCUGCGUUCCCCACACACGUACGCUAUAUAUAAAUCCUCCUCCUCGUCGUCGCCGCCGUCGCAGAUCGCCCGCCCGCCCGCCCGCCUAUGCUGCUGUUAUAAUAAAACAAACCAACAUCUCCGUCGGCUGACGCUGAUCCACCGCUGCUGCUCGCUGCUAACCGAUCGCCUCUUCCCCGGUUCCGCGCCGUCAGCCAGCAUGAGCCGAGGGGCGGGGGGCGGCGGCGGCGGGAAGCUGGGCCAGCACGUGAGCUGGCUGUGGCGUGGCCCGCGCCGGGCGCUGUGCGCGGCGCGCGACCUGUACGUGCGCAGCCUCACGGGCUGCGCGGGCCACCUGCCGGGCGACGCCGCCUUCGGCUACCCGACCUUCGCCGCCGCGCCGUCGUUCGGCAGCUUCGCGUCCUCGUCCUCGUCGCGCCGCGCCUCGGACGCCGACCAGGACCUGCGGGAGCUCGUCCGCGCCGCGUCCCAGCGCCGCGCCGCCGAGCUGGAGCGCCAGCGCCACCCGGCCGCCGUGCCGCGCAGCCGCAGCGUCGCCGCCGCCGCCAUGGCGCGCAUCGACGAGGACGGGCCCUGCGACUUCGCCUCCUCCGCCGCCGCCGUGUUUCCCAGGAGCCGGAGCUUCGCUCCCGGAGCUGGACGCGUCGUCGGUGUCGCCGGCCGCAGGGGCAGCGUGGCCACCCUCGCCGCCUGAUGCUUCUCCCCACCUCCUCCUCGUCGUGAUCAUGAUUUGAUGCUUGGACAGAGGUUUCAGAACCUCUCCUCAUCUUUUUUUUUUUUCUUCACGCAAGACGCAACCGUUGUUUGUAUAUUCUACUGUAUCUGCUAGUGGAGUCAUGGUACAGAAAGAAAAUUUGUUUCUCUUUUA